Diorhabda carinulata is the source of this 13822-nucleotide messenger RNA. RefSeq lists its product as uncharacterized. The transcript is spliced from 8 exons. The record is from RefSeq and is a predicted model, not a curated record. NCBI's taxonomy places the organism in Eukaryota, Metazoa, Arthropoda, Insecta, Coleoptera, Chrysomelidae. Bases 173 to 3163 code for a protein of 996 amino acids. Gene Ontology annotation, biological process: regulation of transcription by RNA polymerase II. Gene Ontology annotation, molecular function: RNA polymerase II cis-regulatory region sequence-specific DNA binding; DNA-binding transcription factor activity, RNA polymerase II-specific.
AUAUGACAAUUGACUUGCCUAUUUCCAAGUUCGUCGUCCAUUGGGGACCAGCUGAUUUGAGUUGACAAUAAAAUGUUCCGGUGCGAAAGAGCUGUUUGGGCUGUAAAAGUGAUAAAAUAUUGUGCAGUAUUUAUUAAAAACCUUUAAAUAUAACCGAAUUGAAUUCGGUGACAUGGAUCAUGAAACUUGGACUGCUAAAUAUCAAUCUGAACCGACAGAUCUCCAAAGAAUUAAAAAUCGUUUAAACAAUGGAAUCACAGAAAAAAAUGGAGAAGACGGGGAAUGUUCGAUGUCUGAUAAAGAUGAUAUAAAAGAUUUUGUUAAAAAUGAACCUUGCACAGAUGCAGGCACCGUUAACAUCACAAUUAGUGAGAAGGAAAAGCAAACAAUACAUUCAAUUUUGGAACAAAUUAAGCCCCUAUCUCAAGUCGAAAAAUUCCUUUUUUUCUUGAAGUUGCCGUCGGAGGUAACAAAUGCACUUGAUCCAUUUAGACAGCCCUUAAAUCCUCUUGGUAGUAGAUCAGAGAUAACAAGAACAAUAUCUUGGAUAAAAACACAUUUAGAAGAAGAUCCUGAUAUAUCAUUACCAAAGCAAGAAGUUUACAAUGAGUAUCAUAAUUAUUGUGCAAACAAUGGUAUCAAACCUUUAUCACAAGCUGAUUUUGGAAAAGUUAUGAAACAAGUUUAUCCUAAAGUUAGAGCCAGGAGACUAGGUACAAGAGGAAAUUCAAGAUAUUGUUAUUCUGGUUUAAGAAGAUAUGCAAAAUUAAAACCACCUCUUCUACCAGAUUUGACAGAUAAGCCAUUGUCCACAGAAAUUCCAUUCAGUCAAACAAGUAUAUCUUCUGCUGCAUGGUUAAUUGUUAAAGAAUGGUCAGAGAAGAAGUUGAAUCAACAUUUUUCCUCUAUACAAUCUUUAGCAUACCAUCUAAUUAUAAAUCACCUUGUCGGAACAACAUCUGAUGCUGCAUCCAAAAUUACUUCUGCCGGAAUAUAUCCGUUGAAAGAUGAUGGCAAUGCAAAAGAAUCAAAGCAUAGAGAAAUGCAACUUCAGCUUCAAAGAAAGAUCCAACAAAAGAACGAAGGGAGAGAUAGGAAGAAAAGAACGCAGUCACCGAAAUCGGAACAAAAACCUAGUAUAAAAAAAUCCCGUUCACAAAGCGUUCCCGCUCAAAAUGUUACUAACAAUUUUUCGCCGACAUCGACCAAUGGCGGUAUAAAUUUAGCAAGUGGAGAAUGCAGCACGACCAGCAGCAGUAGCAGCACGAGCCCAACUCAGGCUAAAAUUAUCUGUGAUAAAUCACUAGAUUUCACUCAGCUACCUGACUUUAACAGUUUCCAAAAGCCGGCAGUAGACAGCGGCGUUGUGGGCCCUACGGGACAGGAUUCACAGUUGGUGAUAACGACCAAUAAGGUUCGAAUAUCGAAACUUCAUCCAUCACCAAGCAAUCAGUCUUGUAAUGUUAUGUCCACAUCAAGUAGAAAGCAAAAGUACAAAUCGCUCCGGCCCAGACUGCAACCUUGUGAUAUUGCGUCGUACAACCCACAGCCGCAGCCAGAGGCGGAGGCUGAAAAUAGAUCUCAACAUAAUGUACAUGAUAUAGCUAGAAUUAAGGAAAGCAACAGUGAUGAAGAAUGUGAUUUUCCCCUCACCAGAGAAAGACUCAACAGCAUCAGCAACGUCUCCAAAGAUGCAAUGGACGAGUAUUUAGGUACAAAUAAUAGCCAGCAUGAAGAAGAAUUGUCCAAGUACUUCAGUAAUAAUAAUAAUAAUAAUAUUACGGAAUCAAAUGAAUCAGAAGAUACAUCAAAAUUGUCCACCCUAAGACAGCUACUAGUUCAAAAUAUCGUAGAUACUAAACCUCCUAUAUUGGAAAACAGGGUAACAGAGCACAAAGCGGUCCCUUUUGCUAAUACUUGUUCAAUAAAUUUGCCAGUACAAAACAAUCUCUCUUAUAUCCAUUCGUUGACCCAACAUGAACCCCCUAAUGCGCCAGUUAACGUAAAAAGAAGGGUUAGCUUUGAAACACCGGCGUCUGAAGAUUCCGUACCACCGAGUCCAAACACUAGAAGAAAAAAUUUCAGUUUUACACCUAUAUCACCAGGUCCACAAUCACCAAGCGGUAUACAUUCUAAAUGUUCGAGUACAUCAGCCAGUCCUUUUGUCAGUCCCAGAAAUACACCUAUAUUGAGAAACAAACCUGCGCAUCAAACUACAAGUAUUCUCAAAAGUGAAAACAGGAAAAGUUUAAGAAUUAAACGAGAAAUAGAUCUCACUUUAGAAAUUCCAAAUGAAAAUCAACAGAGUGUGAAUUUAUUGCCGAUGUCUGCUCCGGUUAGUCCAAUGUUGAACAAUAACAAAUCCGUUUUACAAAAAUUAUUAAAUUCCACAAGCAAAGUACCUUACAAUCCCAGUUACACCGCAGUAGCGAAUAUCAACGUCCAACCGGACAGUUCCUUAGAGGUAAAUCAAUUUUUAACAUCAAACGUCGAAUCAAACUUAGAAGGUUACAGAUCACGAUCUGUACCUCUACAUAACAUGAUAAAUCCUAUGGAUAACGUUUACGCCAAUACAAAUAAUGAUUUUUCUGAAGUGGAUCCCAUUCCGGAUUCAGAAAGUGAUAACGUGAAGCGCAUUUUAAAUUCUCUGGAAGAUCCUCCCGUCGAUAUGGACAUUACAUCUAGUAACGGAAAUUUGAGAGAAUUCGGUUUCCAAUUGUACAGCAAUUCAAUAGAUUUCUCACAACAUGAAUUCGGGAAUCAGAGAUUGGCUCGGUCUCAAAGCAUUGGUGGUGAAGUUACUCUACCGCAAAUUAUCCCGUCUAGAUCAGUUCCAAAUACUCCAUUGCCAUUUAUUAAACCACAAAAAAUUAAUUACAACAAUUCCAGAUCUUACCCAUCGACACCAUUAAACAAUGAUGGAUCAUUCACUUAUAACAUAAACGGCGAUUGUCUGUUGAACGGGCAACCGAUUAGAAAUGAUGACGUUGCUGAAAGUUUGGAUUAUCUUCAAGAUUUUGAAAUAAAUAGAGACGGUACUACGGAACAACUCACACACGAAAAGGACUUUAAUAUAGCUAGUGAUUUCGAUAUUGUCGAAAAUGAAAGUCAGUUAAUCAAUACUGGAUUAAUCGAAGCUAAUUUUAUUGAUAAUAUCGAUUAAAAAUUAAAUAACCAGUCGCUGUGACAGUUGACAUCAGAACAAUGAUUGAUAAUUUAACGUUAAACUGUUGUGUAUAGUGUGACCCUUCUUUUUCACAUAUUGUACUGGUCAUCUAUUAUACUGUUUACUACCAUUACACACAAUUAUACUGUCUGAUCCUUCAAGCCAGAGAGAAACUAACGAUCUAUGGAAGGCUUGAAGGACCAAACCAAUAAUAGGGAAUAUUGGAGUAGUGGUAGUGUGUUCAGUAGGGUGGGGUAAUUUUUUUAAAAAAUUGAGAUGAAAAAAUUCUCACCAAAUAUGAGCUCUUUUUUUCAUCCCAAUAGAACCAAAUUCCUACCUCAUUAUUGAUUGAUUAUACAGAAAAAUGUCCUUUAAGAAUUUUGUAGGAAAUUUAAUGCUCUACAAAAAAAAAGUAUCUGAUAUCCGUAAACCUCACAAUUUGAAUGAUAGUGAAGAUUUAAGUUUGAUAUUAUGAGACACAUUUCAUUUUUUUUUCGUGAAUUUUAUAACAAUAAAAAACUAUUAUAAAUUAUUAUUAUAAACAUUUUUUUAGGAAAUUACAAAUUUCAGAAAAAUUCUAUUUUUUGUUAUCAAUAUAAAUAUAUGUAAAUUGUUUGAAAAUUAAUAAUCCAGUUUUUUUCAAACUUUUUCAACUAAUUGGACAUUUUUCCCUUAGAACUGAAACAUAUAAUAUAUUUCUAAUGAAAGCUUUGUUUUUUUUCAAUAAAUAAUUAUUUAGCGAUAAAUAGUGUACAAUUUAUUUUUUGAAAUGAAAACAAAAACAAUAUUUUGAAGUUUCCCAGUUGAUAAAAUUUAAAAUUUGUGUGAAUUUUCCCAAAACUUAUAAUUGAAACUUUUUGGUUAAAUCAAAUAAUCUUAAAAUCAGUACAAAGGAAAAUUUGAUGAUGAAUAUCUUUUGAACACUUAAUUUAAUAGCCAAAACAUAAGGUACCAUUUUUAUAAAGCAGUCAAUUUCCUACAAAAAUUUGUAUGGUACAUUUUAUAAUAGUUUUUUAUUGUCGAGUUAUAAAAUUCAUAAACAAAAAUUAAAUAUGUCUCAAAAUAAUCAAACUUAAUCUACAAUAUCAUUCAAAUUGUGAAGUUUUCGAAAAAAUAUUAGAUCCUUUUUUUGUAUAGCAUUAAAUUUCCCACAAAAUUCUUUAAUAACAUUUUUCUGCUCAAUCAAUUAAUGGUACGGAAUUAAUUUUUUUCUAUUGUACUGAGAAACAAAUUUUAAACAAUUCGAUGCAGAGGAUCUUUGUAUUAAAGUUGAAAGUUCACAAAUAUUUCCGGCGAUCUCAUUUUACAUUCUUUCCGGAUCUUGGCGUAUUACUACCAUUUAAUUCCAUUAUCGGAUUUUUAUGUUUAUUAUGCUUCAUUUUCUACCAAUCUUGCUUAUUUUAAAGAUGACAGGAACGUUAUUAGCUUCGUUCACGGUAGAUAAUUUGGACACAUUCCGAAUGUAUUCUGAAUAUUUUCCAGGCGUGUCAAAGGCACAUGCUUUGUUCAGAAUGUGUUCUGAACAUACAUCCUUCUACAAACCAUUUAUGAACAUCUAAAAUUGUAAAUUGAAUGCAAAACUAUCUAGGAAACGUAUAUAAUUAACUGGCUAAAGGUUUAUUCUUGAUAUUUGUAAGUUUAAAGUGAACUGCCACGUUUUUGAAAUACAAUUACGUAGAAAACCACAUAGUUUAGAGGUUAUUUCGUGGUAAAUAUUACAAAAAGUAUGAAUGAACAUCCGAGGAUAACUUGGACGUAUUCAGAAUCCGUUCAGAAUUAGAAAUCUGUGCUUCACGAACACAGGACAUGUUUUCUUAAAACCGCGUAAGCACAAUUUCAAACUGCGGAUGAAUCUGCUAACAGAACAUGUUCAGGAUAUCUACCGCGAACAAAGCAAUUUUCUAAAGCCAAACCUACCAAAACUCAUUUGAGAUAGACCAAAAUUUCUCUUGCCUUACCGACCUUUGUAAAUACAUUUUUAGAAGAAAAAAUGCUGCUCUCAGUUGAAGGGAUCUCACUAAAUACAACAAAAAUAGGGGUUUUUCGAUUCAAAUGAAAUUGAAUGAGGAUAAGAUGCUUUGAUUAUCAAAACUGUCUAAUUAUUAUAUUUACGAAAAGUAGGGUUAAACAUAAAUUAUUUCAUGUUAAUUUAUUCUAAGAAUAAAUGUGCGUGGAAUAUUUUAAAAUACAUUAUGACUAACCAAAAUAAUUUAAAAAUUUGAAAAUUUAACAUUGUUCCUACAUGUCAUCUGAUAGAACAUAGGUCAGGUUGAUAAUUUUUCUGUGAAUUUUAGAUAAGAAAUAAUGCGAGGUAUUUUCAGUACUAAAAGUGCACAUUAAAAAAUUAUUAAAAUCAUUAUUUCUUAGCUUGAAUAAUGAAAUUUGUCCUCUUUUUGCAGUUUUAACAAUAUAUGUCGUUUUUAAUGUUUUUUUUUACCUUAAACAAAAAACACAGAUUUUAAUAUAUAAUUUAGAAAUGAAUGUGAUUGUUAAAUUUUAAAGUAAAUUUUUUAAUGUAUUUUGUUAUAUUUGGACCAUGAUUACCAUGUAACAAUUAUUAAUUGUAUCCAAAUACCACCUCAGUCAUUUUUUUCUUUAUGAAAACUCGAGGUAUUGUUUGAUGCAAAUCAAGUAGAAUUUUUUCUAUUGACUUAUUGCAAAAACUCUUUCAUCUAUCAAGAAACAAGGGUUAGAAUACCAGCUCUGGAAUUCCUUAUAAUUUUUACGAUACUCACCUUGUUUGAAACUCAAUCUAUUUCUAGUUCUUAAAAGUAAGCAAAGUAUUCCACAUUAUUCCAUUAUAGUUCUCCGUCUCGCUAUAAUUUCAAUGUUUUAUAGUUGUAUGUCGGUCGUAUCCUCUACUAAACACAAGUACUGUGUCUCUUCUACAUUCAUCUGCAGUCACCAUUUCCAAUAUUCUUCGCUUAGUUUGCGUGCUUUGUAUUCUGAGCCAUCCCUAUCGUUUGCACAUAUUACCUGAUCAUCUUCAAACUAGAGGGUGUAUAAACAGGUGUCAUCGUCGACUUGGAUCCACAUUCCUUUGUAGUUCUUUUUCCAAGUUAAGUAGCCACUUAAUCCAGAAGAAGUACAUUAACUAAUUUUUGUUUGGCUUAUUGGCUUUAUCGACUGAGAUAUAAAAGUGUUGAAUAGAAGUUUAUUUGUCGCCUAACUUAGAAGCGAAUGUAUCAAAUUGAUUGAGUGAAUCAACUUAUUAUUUUUUCAAUCCUUCAUUUAUGAUAGUUCAUAAAUUUUCGCAAUAUAAAUUUUUAUUUUUAAGAAUUUAGUUUUAGCGUUAUUCAAUCAUUUUAAUUUUUUAACGAUAAUUUGUUAGCAAAAAAAAUCUUGUACUGAAUUUUAAAGCAAUUAUCAUUUACUUAAGAGACUUUGAAUUUUUUACAUGCCAUAUAUGAAACAUAUAUAAAAGGUCUAAGAAAUAAUAAAUUAAAGAAUAAAAGAUUAUUAUCAUAACAUAUCAAAUUAAAACAUAUCUGAAAAAUGUUUUUUGCUUCGCAAUAUCUGGUCAAUUGUCAAUAUAUUUUUGUCAAUUAAUAUAUACGUGAAAAAGAUGGUUUGAAUAAAAUUUUGAUUAAAAUUUAAACCGUAUCACUAAAUUUAUCCAAUUAAUCGAUUAAGACUGCAAAAAAUGAGGUUUCAUGAAAAUAAAUUUUGAAUUUUAAUGUUUUUCUUUGUCUGUGACAAACAAUGGGUAGGUUUUGUGAAAUAUUUGAAUUUAAAUUAACAAAAAAAAUCUUUGACUGUGAUAACUUAUAAAUUGAAAAAUUAGAGACACUCAACUCCUGAUUUGAGUUGUGUUUUAUUUUUUUAUAACAAAGUUGAAAAUUUUUAAAGUUUUAGAAUAUAAGGUAAGUCUGACUUUGAGGUGUGAUUUCGUCGAUGAUUUGUUGGUUUCCGAUUUUGAGAUAUAAAAUUGUUAAAAUUUUUAUUAUUUUCUUAUGUUAUGUUCAACAUUUUCAAAUUUUGUAUAUAUUUUAAAACCUGCAAAUUGUUUUUAUUUCACAAAAGAUGAUUGCAUUUAAUUUGUUAAUGGAGUUUACCACAUAGCAAUUAAACAAAAAUACUUCAAUAUUUAAAAAUCGGUCAUUUGAAAAUUAUUGAUUGAUCAAAUUUUUAGCAAGAUCUCUAUGUUCAUGUCAAUUAUUUGAUGAAUUUUAGAUAUGAACUCAAACCUCUAAUUAUAGGAAACAGCUGGAUCGGUUUGGAAAUAACAGAUACAUAACGAAAAAAAUGAUAAGAAAACUUCGUUAAAAAACGAAAGGGUAGAUUAAGAAAAAAUCAAAAAACAUGAAGAAAAAACUUGAGGAAAAGAUUGUAAACGGGUACAAGUGGAAUCAAAUUCCUCAUUUGAUAUUUGCCCAGGUAAAAGGAAAAGCGGAUUAAGGAUUUAUAAUUCAUUUUUAAUUAAAAUCCUUUGGAUACUGGUUGCAGGUCGAGAUUGCAUAUCACAUCACAUAAAAUAUAUUUCAUAUCUACUUUUAUUUAUUCGAGCAGUAGUAAUUACAGCAAUUCUUCUUCUGUUAUCUUCACCAGUUCUUGCAGGUGCAAUUACCAUACUAUUGAAAGAUCCAAGUUUAAAGCAACAUUGAUUUUGGUUUUUUUUUUUUGGACACCCUGAAGUAUAUAUUUUAAUUCUUCCAGGAUUUGGAUCAAUCUACAAUAUUGUCAGACAAGAAAAUAGAGAAAAAAGGCUUUUUGUCUUUCAGGAUAUAUUGUUUGAGCUCAAUAUAUAUUUUCUUUCGCAAUAGAUGUAGAUACUGGAGCUUAUUUUACAUCAGCUACAAUAAUUAUCGCAGUGCCUGCUGAAAUUAAAGUUUUUAUAUGACUAGCAACAUUUCAUUGAUCAAGAAUUAAUUAUGGCACAGCAACAUUAUGAGCUUUAGGAUUUAUUUUUCUUUUCACAGUUGAUGGAUUGCCAGGAGUUGUAUUAUCUAAUUCAACAAUUGAUAUUGUUCUUCAUGAUACUACCUAUCUAAAUUUACCUUACAUUAUUUAAUUGCUAAGUUAAAACUUCAAACUCCAUUAUCAAAUAUUUAUAGAUAUAUGUAAAUAGUUGAUCCUCGUCCCGUUGUAAAAUUUUAAAACAGAAAUGUUUAGGUGGUUAUAUUAACCACCGCCUAAUAACCUGUGCCUAGCUUUUACAGCCUAACUAUAGACUUUUUUUAAUAUUUAAGAUUUUUGUUCUUAAAAUGACCUUCAGUUUAAAAGCAAAGUUUGUUUUUUGAAGAAAAAAAACAUUUUCCCUUCAAAUAUCAGUUAAAUGUUGCAUUUGUAAGCCAUUUGUCAAUCAAAAAAAAAAAUUUAUGACGACGUGUCUUUAUUAUUAGCAUUGUCAGUAAAAGUAUGACUUUUACUUGAAAAAAUAUAGUAUAUGAAGGGAUUUUUUAGUUGUUUAGGGUUUUCAUCUUCGUAAAACGCCAGAUACAUGAAAAACGCUCCCUUGAUAUAGAAUUUAAACAAUUAGUCCGGUCAAUUUAGACAUUAGUUACAUAAAUUCCUACCAAGCUGAAAAUCAAUAAAAUUGUUUAAAAUAUAAUUGAAAAUAAAAUGUAAAAUUUCCCCAUCAUUCCCGUGUAUGGAAAAAAUUUUAUUUAAAGCCAAAGGAAUGUUUUUUUGAGAUUAUCAGUAAAACUGUAGGUUUUCUCAUAAAAAUACAUCAGACAAAAAUUUUAGAUCUUAAAAUUAUCUGCAAAAAACGUAUCAAUACUUUUUUCUCUACGAGCCACUGUUUCUGAGAAUAAUUCAAAAAGUUGUAAUCGUCAUAAUAUGCACACGUUUCUACGGCACCUAUGAGGUAGUGUACUUAGCACGCUUUUUUCAACGUGGUUUCCCCAGUAGGCUUAUUCCAAGGGUCUGUUGUGAUCAUGUUUAAUUUGAAACUAUUGCAAAAUAAUGGAAGUUGCAGAUAUAGAAAAGAUAAAAGAUUCAAAUUAAAAAAAAAAUAUGAAAUUUAAUCAUUCUACUUUCAAAUUACUGGCGCUAUUGCCCGAGUGAUCGGGUCCCCAAACGGCCUGCUUUUACAGCCAUCUCUUACUAGUUCUUAUAGGACUGCCUUACAUUCCAGCAUCUAUUUUCUAUAUCUUUAGUUUGCAAUAAAUUUCAUACUGUUACUCAAAAAGGCAGCAUUUCUUUAACUUUUUUCUUCUAUGAUACUUUCCUGACUUGAAUAAUCAACUAAGUUGGUAUUUUCGGAAACGUUGGUGAUAUUCAUACUGAAUACCCUGUUUACACCACCACUACACCAAACUUAACCAGUUUACCUUCAGUAACUUGGUUAUCGAAACCUUUUUUUUCUUAAUAUUGAUUUUCUUAUUUGUAAAAUUCUGCAUUCGGGAAAAAAUUGUUUCAUAUCAAUCGGAGACAUGGUUCUGAUGUACCUGAGUUUGCAUUUUUUCAAUAUUUUAUAUUGUAUGUUUAUUUUAGUUCCAGUUUUAGCUCAAGAGCUAUGUUUAUCACAAUUGCAAGAAGCCGAUCACUUAACUGUGAUUCUAAUUAGUCCUCUACUAAUAUUCAAAUACAAAAUUUGUUUUAAUUAGCGGUUAAAAAUUCGUUGAUUGAUCUUUUAUGGACUAUUUGAAAUAUUUAAGUGAGCAAUUUCUGUUUAUUCUCAAAUAGUAUAGUCUUGAUAAACGCAUUAGUGUAACUAGAAGUUUAUGUAAAUAUUUAACAACUUUUCAGAAUUGACAAUGGUAAACAUUGAGUAAACCGAAGGACAUUUUAAGAAAAAAUGCUUUAAAAAAAAUCAUUUUUAGUAGAGAGGUGUAGGAAGGUGAAUAUUAAGUUGAAUAGAACAUCUAGAUAUUAUUUUUUGUAAACAAUUCAUGUUCCGAUAAACUGUUCCAUCACGAAAUUCGAUGUACGUUUGGUGACAAGUACAAAAUCCAUAAAUUCAAUAUGAAAUGCUUGUAUAAGCUAUUGAAAAUCAAAAGUAACACUAAAGGAAAAUUAUUAAAUAGCCAAAUUUUUGAAACAAAAAUUUGAGAAAUAUAACUCUUGGUGUCGUCAGAUAUAGGAAAUUGAUAAAACAGAAAAUUCCUUUCUGGUAAGCCUGCGAUAUGGUGGUCUGUGCAUAAGUGUGUAAGAAAAACAGACAUAUUGUAAGUAAUUGUCAAAUUUGUACAAGAAAAACACCUACUUCACUUCAGUAGUUCAUACAGUCUUCAAAUGUCUUUUAAUAAAAUGAAUAAUGAAAUUAUAGUCAAAAACGUCGGGCGAUAAUCCACGUCCCACGGUUCAAAAUACAAUUAAUAACUAACUAAAAAAAGGUUAACUUUAAUGUUGAGUAUGUAAGGGUAUGUGGAGGGAACGUGUGCAGUCUUGACAGCAUGAGAGUCGACUGUAGACCUGGAGGAACAGGGUCAGAUGAGCCGUGGAAAUACCCAGUAAGUUAUAAAUGGGCAAAGAAUUUUUUGGUUGAUGAUGAAGUAAAAAAUGAAGAUAUCUGAAUGACUGGGUCAAUGAGGAUUUUAAUCCGACCAAACUCGUUUCAGCAUUUUCCAACCGUUUGUCCAAAAAAAAACCCACCACUGCAAAUUCUAACCCCUAUAUAUGUAAAUUUAUAUUUCCACAAUUUAAAGUGUGAAAAUUUAUUGGAUGAAAGAAACAGAAAGAAAAAUGAUUAUUAAAAAAAAUUUGUUUCGGUUCUAUAUUAGGACUGAAAUUAGGAUUACAUAUGAGGGUGUCAGAGUAUCUGGAAAAGACGUACACACAAAGAUAAUAUACAAAAAGCCUAAAAUAAGAGCAAGGUGGUUAGGAGACAUUGAGAGAUUGCCACAGCAUAUUUUAAAUUGUAAAAAUAUAAAUUAACAUCCGUAGGGGUUUGUAUUUGUAGUAGUUUUUUUUUUGGCAAAACGGUUGAGCAAAGGGGAAAUGAGGUUGUUCGGAUUAAAAUCCUCAAUGACCCAGCCAUUCAGAUAUCUUCAUAUUUACAUUAUCACCAACAAAUAAAUUCUUUGUCACUUUAUAACUUACUAGGUAUAUUCACGCUUCAUCUGACCCUGUUCCUUCAGUUCUACCAGCAUUAGAUCAAUAAAUAUCGAUAUAUUGAAUUAAAAAUAUUGAUACUUUUUCAUUAAGCCUAAUUUACCAUCGUAUACUUUUUGCGAAAACUACAAAAGUAUUUCGAAAAAAACCGUGCCCAAUAGUUGAUUAAACAUUUAACAAAAUUUAUUCUAUGUUGAACGUUUGUGACGGAUUCUUUUGAAAUAUCCUUAAAAUGCUGACAAUGUCAUCUUCAAAAUGUGCUAUCUGGGACUAUAGUUUACGAGAUACCCUGUAUAAAUAAUAUCGUCAAAUUCCGAUCUGAAUUUCUGAAUUUGAUAGAAAUGGGAUUAAGAAAGGUGAAAGUAUAUCGAUUAAUAUUUGUAAUACGUGAAAGGAACUUGAAGACUAAUUUAAUUACAAAAUAAUUUCUAAGAUGAUCUGCUACAAUGCAAUUAUAUAGAAAAGAUUUGAAUUUUUGGCAGCUGUGCUUUUAUAACCUAAUUUUUAUUUCAACACAUACAUCACUCAACUUUCCUGCGUUUCUUUCUACUCUCUUCAACAUACUUUUAUUGAUCUCUUUUUUUUGUAACAAAUAUUUUUGGCCAGUUGUUUAUAAAUAAAUGAAGACAUAUUUCGUUAUUGUUUUUACUGAAGAAAUUAUUGUAAACUGCAAUGAAAUUUUUUAUGCUUUUAUGACAUUAUUAGACCAAACUAAGAGGUGAUAAAUACUUUAAAAGAACUGAUAUUAUUGCACCAACUUCAUAUUUUUUAAAAAUAUAUCUUUUAGAGAAUUCAUCGACUACUAAUGAAAGAAGGGAAAAUAUGGUUGAGGCUGAUAAUUGAAAUUAAAUUUUAAGGGAGAUUAUUUCUAAAUUGAUUGAAGAACUAAGCGGUUGGUAUCUAUAUUUGAAUCUAGUUCCUGUUUAUCGUUGUUAGGUCGAGCGCCGGGUACUUUUUUUGCAGUUCUAGAAAACGAGGUUUUUGAUUAUUUUUAGGGGUGUCCCCUGAAUGUGAAUCCAAGUGGGCGCCCGCGUCAGCCGCCCUCUUGAAAAUCGAUUAGGUUUUCAAUUAAAGUAAGUGCUCCAUACAAUAUUUGAUUUAUCAUGAACCGUUAACUAUAUAUUUAGUAAAAAGUUGAGGAGCGCCUCUAAUUAAAAACCUAUUCAGUUAUACAAAAAAAAUUUCAAAUAAAAAAGAUCAUAAAAAUUAUUAUCUAUAAAAUGGUCUCCACUAUUUUUGUCGUACGAUGCGCAGUUCGCGAAAUAUUCGAUAAAACGAUAAAAUUUUUCAAGACUUUUUUUGCUCUGGCGCUUGGCCUAUUUGAAAAUUCAAUUCAAAUAUGUACGAAAACAUAACUACAGUAUUUAGUUUCUUUCUACUUAUACGUGAUAGUAAUAUUUUUAACACUACCACACUACUAGGCUGUAUAUACAAUAAAAACAUAAUCAACGAGAUCAAUAAGACACUUUGUUUAUUAGGUAAAUACCAUCUUUCCUUCGUUUUUUAAAUAUUAAAUUUUUUUGUAGAUCAAGGUUUUCUAUUGUUUGUUAUACAUCAUAUCGUUUUUAAACGUCUGUGAUCCAAGCAAAACAAACUCCGUUUAUAGUUGAAUUCCUAAUUUUUGUGUGUGAAUCAGAUUAUAUUCCAGAAUAGACUCUCUUGCAUACUCAUGAUUAUAAAUAUAAAACAAACAAAAAUAAAUAUAUUCAGGUUAAAAUACUUUCGGUAAAUUAAGCGAAUAUGAAAUAUUUUUCUCAUCAUUCUGUUAUAAUUAUUUGUUUGUUUCUUUUUCAAAUUCUUUCAAGCGUUAGCUUAUUGGAGUUUUUAGUUUCCACUCUUUGCUACUUCAUUCAUUCGUUGUUCCCCUUUCUUCUUAUUUCCUGUACUACUUGUUCUAACCAAGUUUACCUAGGUCUUACUACCCUUCUUUUCUUAUGCUUUCUUAUUAGGCUUUAUGGCGUUCUUCUCUUUAUGUAUAAUUACCAAUAUAAACAUUUUACAACUAUUUUGUUUCCUAUUGGUUCCUCUUUAAGCUUUUCUAUAAUUGUCCAUUGUUUUCCAUAUUACACUAAAAAUUGAUAUUAAGAGUUCAAACUUGGUGAAUUUUGGGAAUGAAACACCCUAGUAAAUAGUGUGUUCAGCAUAACAAUUUAUAACUAAUAAGCUGCCAUAUUACUAUUAUCUGAAAAUCUACUUAUAUUUUGAUAAUUACGUUCAUCAUCUGGUACCGCUACAAAAAACUCAUUCAGCGUCUAAAUAUCUUCCUAUCUAUGUUUACAUUUAUUUACUACAAAAAAAAUAUCUCGAAGUAUUUUUAUUGUACCUACAUCAUCUGGCCCAAAUGUUUGCAAAUGAUGGAUGUGUUGCUAAAUACACUUCGUUCUGCUAAUUUCCUUAGUGUUAAUGUUAAUAUAUAUAAAAAUGAAUGUCAAAAGUCUGAAUUUGUAAUUCGUAAGCUCAUUUUGUAAUGUUGAAAGUUUGGAAGAAAAAUGGAAAGAUAUUUUUGCGACACAUUGUUAAACUUGAAGAGCUGUUAUUUUAUGAAGUACAAAUUUAUUUAAAAAAGGUGAAUUGAAAUGUUAGAGGAUUAGUCUAGAUGUUUUGGUGUAAACUAUUUGUAUCCAUACAAGAAAAUAUAUUGGUAUAACUUGUUUAAAA